AUGGCGCUCAUACAGGAAAACCCAACACAAUGCGCUGUAGAACUUCGCCUGCUGGGAGGUUUCGAUGUCCUCAUAAACGGCGAACCGCUGCCGCCUCUGCCUUAUCGUCGCGAACAGUGGCUGCUGGCGCUGCUCGUCCUCCGGCACUCCCGCGACACCUCCCGUGACUGGCUGGCGACUACCCUCUGGCCCGACAAUGAGGAGAGUCAGGCGCUUUUCUACCUGCGUAAGAGCCUCUCCAGUCUGCGCAAGGCGUUGGGAGCGGAGGCCGCUCGCCUGCUGGCCCCGACCCCGCGCGCGAUUCGCCUGAACCUCGAAGGAGCGUUUGCGGAUGUCGUCGCCUUCGACAACGCCCUUCAAGAAGGGAGGAAAGAGACGAGCGAAGGGACGAAAGCAAACCCCUCUGGACUUGAAAAGGCGGUUGCGCUCUACCGCGGCCCCCUCCUGCCCGACUGCCAGGAGGCGUGGAUUCUCCCGGAGCGUGAGGCGCGUGAGCAGGCGUAUCUAACCGCGCUGGAAAUCCUGUCAACCCGCGCGACUGCCGACGGUCAACCCGCUGCCGCCGUUCACUGGCUGCGGCUGCUCCUCGCCACAGACCUCUACCGGGAGAGCGCCUGUUGCGCUCUGAUGCGGGCGCUCGCCGAUUGCGGAGAUCAAGCCGCGAUGACGCAAGUUUAUCGCGGCCUGCGCCUUCUAUUGCGCCGCGACCUCAACGCCGACCCCGCUCCAGAAACCGACGCUCUCUAUCGAAGUCUGCUCGCGCGCGAGCCCCACCCCAUCGUCCUGUCGGCGCCCUCGCCCUCGCCCGCCGGGCCGCCGCGCCGCCUGCCGGUUCCCCUCUCGGACUUGAUCGGGCGGGAGCAGGAGCGAGACGAAGUGGGUGGCUGGCUAGGUAAGCGCCGUCUGGUUACGCUGACGGGAACAGGCGGCGUGGGCAAGACACGGCUCUCCAUUGCAGUAGCAGAGCGGGUGAUCGGGCGGUUUUCCGGGGGCGUGUGGUUUAUAGACCUGGCUCCGUUGAGCGAUCCUGCGCUGCUAACGCAGACUAUUUUACGGGCGCUGGGCCUGCGAGAGGAACCGUCCAGAACGCCGGAGGAGACACUGGAGCAGACGCUCGCCUCGCAAGCCCUGCUGCUGAUCAUGGACAACUGUGAGCAUCUAUUGGAGCCGUGCGCCUCUCUGAUACACCGCCUGCUGUCCGCCUGUCCCGGUCUGCGGGUUCUGGCAACCAGCCGCGAGGCAUUGGGACUGACGGGCGAGCAUCUCUACCCUGUCCCGGCGCUCUCGCUGCCUCCGCGAGGAGAGGCCAACGUAGAGAAAUCCGCCUCCUCGCUGCUGGAGUACGAGGCGGCGCGGCUAUUCGUGGAGCGGGCGAGGCAAUCCAGUUCCGCGUUUCGACUGACUCGCCGCAACGCGGAACUGGUUGCGCAGAUAUGCCACCGUCUGGACGGAAUCCCGUUGGCGCUAGAGAUGGCUGCCGCUCGCGUCAAGGCGCUCUCGGCGGCGCAGAUCGUCACCCGUCUGGAGGACCGCUUUCAACUGUUGACAGGAGGCAGUCGGGCGGCUUUGCCCCGUCAGCGCACCUUGCAGGCGACCAUAGACUGGAGCCAUGACCUGCUGAGCGAAGAAGAGCGUCUCCUGUUCCGCCGCCUCUCCGUCUUUGCCGGUAGCUGGAAUCUGGAAGCGGCGGAGGCUGUUUGUGAUUUCGGACUUUGUGUUGUAGGUUUUGGAUUGCCAGACGUUCCGGCGCAAGUCCAGAAUCCAAAACUUAACAUCCGAAAUAAGAAGGUUCUGAACGCGCUGACGCAUCUGGUGGAGAAGUCGCUGGUGGUGUUCGAGGAGCCUGAGGAGGGUACAGCGCGUUAUCGUUUGCUGGAGUCAAUGCGGCAGUACGGGGCGGAACGUCUGGCAGAAGCGGGAGAGACGGAGGCGCUGCGCAAUCGGCAUCGUGAUUUCUUCCUGCAAUGGGCCGAGGAGAGCCGUCGGCAUCAGACGAGCGCGGCGCAGACGCGCUGGCUGUCGGUUCUGGCGGAGGAGCAGGAUAAUCUGCGGGCGGCGCUGACGCGCUGUCUCCAUGAUCCGAAGGGAGGGGAAAAGGGACUGCGGUUCGGCGCUGCCUUGCAGUGGUUCUGGAAAGUGCGCGGGUAUCCGGGCGAGGGGCGCGUCUGGCUGAAGUCUCUUCUGUCGCAUCCGGGGGCGCAGGUUCGCACCAUAGCGCGCGCCGAUACGCUCUCUGGCGCGGGGAGCAUGGCCUGGCUUCAGUCUGACUAUGCCGCCGCGCGUUCUCUGUAUGACGAGAGCCUGGAGAUACGGCGGGGGCUGGGAGACAGGCAGGGGAUCGCGAACGCGCUCGGCAACUUGGCGAAUAUCGCCAAUUAUCAGGGCGACUAUGCCGCCGCGCGAGUGCUGCAUGAGGAGAGUUUAGCGAUAAGGCGGGAGUUGGGAGACAGGCAGUGA
Molecule: messenger RNA, 2457 nt
Organism: Bacidia gigantensis
Lineage: Eukaryota; Fungi; Ascomycota; Lecanoromycetes; Lecanorales; Ramalinaceae
Exons: 1
Coding region: 1-2457 (818 amino acids)
Biological process (GO): regulation of DNA-templated transcription
Molecular function (GO): DNA binding; ATP hydrolysis activity; protein binding
Source: RefSeq, a predicted model, not a curated record